Exophiala spinifera is the source of this 2655-nucleotide messenger RNA. RefSeq lists its product as uncharacterized. Bases 1 to 2655 code for a protein of 884 amino acids. Gene Ontology annotation, molecular function: ATP binding; microtubule motor activity; microtubule binding. Gene Ontology annotation, biological process: microtubule-based movement. The transcript is spliced from 2 exons. NCBI's taxonomy places the organism in Eukaryota, Fungi, Ascomycota, Eurotiomycetes, Chaetothyriales, Herpotrichiellaceae. The record is from RefSeq and is a predicted model, not a curated record.
AUGUCCUCGCAACAAGCCGACAUUUUCGACUUCUCCAUCAGAUCUACCGUGGAAGAUGUCAUGAAUGGUUAUAAUGGAACGGUCUUCGCUUAUGGCCAGACCGGCGCGGGAAAAUCUUAUACAAUGAUGGGAGACAUGGAUGAUCCACAUAAAAAAGGCAUAAUACCGCGAAUUACAGAGCAGAUCUUCGAUGCCAUUCUCGUGCAUGGUUCUGCCCAGAUCGAAUACACCGUGGGCAUUUCAUAUCUGGAAAUCUACAUGGAACGAAUACGAGACCUGUUAAACCCGGUUAUGGACAAUUUGCCCAUCAACGAAGGCCCGAAAGGUCCAUAUGUGAAAGGGCUACGCGAGAUAUACGUGAACACAGUGGAUGAAGUGUACACGGCGAUGCAUCUGGGGCAACGAGCAAGAGUGACAGCAUCUACGAACAUGAACUUGGAAUCUUCACGGUCACAUUCGAUAUUUUUGGUCACGAUAAACCAGAAAGACGUCAACACUGGAUCGCAAAAGAGUGGUAUGCUUUAUCUGGUCGACUUGGCAGGUUCGGAAAAGGUGGGCAAGACAGGGGCUAGUGGACAGACGCUGGAGGAAGCAAAGAAGAUCAACAAGAGUUUGAGCGCUCUUGGAAUGGUCAUCAACGCCUUGACUGAUGGAAAAUCGACUCACGUCCCUUAUCGAGACUCGAAACUGACGAGAAUUCUCCAAGAAAGUUUGGGAGGUAAUUCAAGAACGACUUUGAUUAUCAAUUGUUCUCCCAGCAGUUACAACGAUGCCGAGACUGUCAGCACCUUACGCUUCGGAAUGCGAGCAAAGACGAUUAAGAACAAAGCCAAGAUCAACGCCGAAUUGAGUCCUGCCGAACUGAAGCGUCAACUGAAGAUCAUCCAGAAUCAAGUGAUGACGUUCGAAAGGUACAUAGCUUCUGUGGAUGCGGAGCUGUCGUUAUGGCGAAGGGGAGAAACAGUUCCAAAAGAAAGAUGGGUUCCUCCGAUGGGAGGCUCGAAACCAGAAUCGAGAGUCAGACCAGAUACACCCUCUCGUGCUCCCUCGGAUCUGCUAAGAUCAGAAACUCCAAGUAGGCCAGAUUCUCGAAUGUGCGACAGAUCCAGCACACCCAGUAUUAUUCUGGAAAAGGACGAGAGAGAGGAGUUCCUGCGCCGAGAAAACGAACUGCAAGACCAGCUCACGGAGAGAGAGACUCAAGCCGCAAAUGCCGAACGGAGCCUGCAGGAACUGCGAGAAGAACUAAAGUCGUAUAAAGAAGGAGCACUUCGAACAACGAAAGACAACGAGAUCAUGGCGGAUAAACUUAACAAGACAGAAUUGGAAUUGCAAAAGUUGAGCUAUCAAAGCAAAGAAGACGCAAUCACGAUGGAAGGCCUGAAAGAUGCGAAUACCGAGCUAGAAACCGAAUUGGUCUCUGUCAAACAACAGCUUCUGGAACUCAAGAUGAGUGCUAGGGAAACUACGGCAGCUCUCGACGAGAAGGAUCGCAAGAAGAAGGAGAAAAUGGCAAAAAUGAUGGCCGGCUUCGAUUUGGGAGACAAUGCAUUUUCCGAGAACGAGGCCCGCAUGCGCGACAUGCUGGAUCAAGUCGAAGCACUCCAUGCUGCCAGUCUGAAUGGAGAACAAGUGUCGUCGGAUGUUCUGGACGAUUUGAGAAACAAGCUGCUAGAAUCUCGAGAUUUAGCCCGACAAGCAGAGACAUCGCUGAGUGUCCGCGCAGAAAGCGAGCAUGAAGACCGGACCACAGCGUUGGAAGAGAGACUGGCUGCAGUCCAGCAAGAUUACGAGGAUCUUUUGACGCGUAACUUGGGCCCUGAAGACGUGGACGAUGUCAAGAGCAGACUGGAGCAACUCUAUACUGAUCGAAGAGAGGCACAAACGGAGUUGGUGCAUGAUCUGCGAGACCAGCUUACUCACAAGUCUCAAGAGGUCGAGAAGCUCCAGAAAUCCGUGUCUGAGUUGCAAAGCCGUAGCGCCGCAAAUGGCGCGAUCAAUGGAACCCCCAACAAGAGUGUACAGCAGCAGAUGGCUGAGUUCGAUCAGAUGAAGAAGAACCUGAUGAGGGAUCUUCAAAACAGAUGCGAACGCGUCGUCGAACUGGAAAUUUCGCUUGACGAGACACGGGAGCAGUACAAUAAUGUUCUGAGGUCGAGCAACAACCGUCAACAGCAAAAGAAGAUGGCAUUUUUGGAGCGCAACUUGGAACAACUUACCGUGGUGCAGAGGCAGCUCGUGGACCAAAACACCAGCUUGAAGAAGGAAGUGGCAAUUGCUGAGCGCAAGCUGAUUGCAAGGAAUGAACGGAUUCUGAGUCUGGAAAGUCUGCUGAGCGAUAGCCAGGAGAAACUCACGGCAGCAAACCAUCGUUUCGAACAACAAUUGGCCGCAGUCAAGGAACGUCUCGAAGCCGCCAAAGUGUCGUCAAGAAACAUGGCCGCCGGUGGUCCUGGUGCAGCAGGUGGAUUUAACGGCCUCAUGAAUGCCGGAGCGAGGAUCGCAAAACCACUUCGCGGAGGAGGCGGUGCUCCGCCGUCCAGCCUGGACGGAGCUAACGCUAAUGGCGUGGCUUCGUUGCCCAUCAUCUCAAGUUUGGCUGGGUCGGAUGGAGGGAACAAACGAAGCAGUUGGUUUUUCAACACGAGUCGAUGA